UUGGGCCUUCGGCGGGCACGUGCGAGGAGGGUGCACAGAAGCUUCUGGGUCUGAGGGAAACGAUUUCACAACGAAGAUCUGAAAUUCUGAGUUCUGAACUGUGGAAUCAGGUUUUGUUUUCAUUAUCUUCCUCAAUAAGCAAUGUCUUCUCCCGCUGAGUUUUACCACUCUCUUCCGCCUAUAACCAAGGCUUAUGGCACCGUUUGCCUGUUGGCUACCGCAGCUUACCAACUUGGAUUAUAUCAUCCAUUUCACAUUGCACUAUUGUACGAACGAGUUUUCUACGGUUUUCAGGUUUGGAGGCUGUUCACAAACUUAUUUUUCCUUGGACCAUUCUCUAUCAAUUUUGGGAUUCGUCUCUUAAUGAUAGUAAGGUACGGUGUCCAACUUGAGAAGGGACCAUUUGACCGACGAACUGCUGAUUUCUUGUGGAUGAUGAUAUUUGGUGCCUUUACUCUAUUGGUUUUGUCAGCUAUCCCCAUUUUUUGGUCCCCAUUUUUAGCAGUACCACUUGUUUUUAUGCUCCUUUAUGUCUGGAGUAGAGAAUUUCCGAAUGCUCAAAUCAACAUAUAUGGACUUGUUGCACUGAAGGCCUUCUAUCUUCCAUGGGCGAUGCUUGCCUUGGAUGUCAUUUUUGGCUCGCCUCUUAUACCUGAUCUCUUAGGUAUCAUCGCAGGACAUCUGUACUACUUCUUGACAGUGUUGCAUCCACUAGCAGGUGGAAAGAACAUUUUGAAGACUCCAAUGUGGGUACAUAAAUUGGUUGCAAGGUGGAGAAUUGGAGUGCAACCAGUUAGCCGUGGGCAGCCUGCUAAUAACCCUCAGCAAGAGAGGGGCACGGCCUCGGGAGUUGCUUUCAGGGGAAGAUCCUAUCGGCUUGGUGAUUAGAUUCAAUAAAGGUAUUGGAUUUACCUGAUCAAUUAUUUCAUCAUCUCUUAUUGGUUUUUGACAUGACACCACUGACAAGUGAGCUAAACAUCAGUUGGGAAUUUUAGAAUGGGAGCUAAACAUCAUUGAAAAUCAAACUUUCUGUCGAGGGCAGCCUUAUAAUUUUCAAUGAAUUCUCUGCGGAGCUUUUACAUGUAAGAGUUAGUACAGGUUUAUGAAUUAAUUGUCGAUUGUUCAUCCUAAAUCACUUUCAAGAUAUGUACACUUUUGUAUUCAGUAUGAAAGCUAGUUCCGUAAUUUUCGCUUCCAAUUCUAAUACUCGUUCCCAGAGUCAAUCGUGCUCCUGUGUAAGAAAAUAAAGGAAAAUUUGAUCA
Molecule: messenger RNA, 1262 nt
Organism: Cajanus cajan (pigeon pea)
Lineage: Eukaryota; Viridiplantae; Streptophyta; Magnoliopsida; Fabales; Fabaceae
Gene: DER1
Product: DERLIN-1
Source: RefSeq, a predicted model, not a curated record